Messenger RNA from Culex pipiens pallens (northern house mosquito), 530 nucleotides. RefSeq lists its product as uncharacterized. The coding region runs from base 68 to 433 and encodes 121 amino acids. Lineage: Eukaryota; Metazoa; Arthropoda; Insecta; Diptera; Culicidae. The record is from RefSeq and is a predicted model, not a curated record. The transcript has 2 exons.
AUCAGUAUCACAGUUCAUUUUCAACUUGUCGUGUUAGGUUUCCACACCGUUUUAACAAAAUCAAAAAAUGAAGUCCAUCAUCCUUCUGCUGAUCGCUUCGCUGGCCGUGGCCACAUCCGGAUCGUACCUGCCAACGGCUUGGCCGUACGCUGCUGCCGGCUGGAACUCGGGCGCCUGGAACACCGUGGGAGUCCUUCCCUACGCCAACAGCUGGUCCUAUCCGUCGGUGUACAACAAUGGCUGGAAUAACGGCUGGAACGGUGGACUCGUGACCAAGGUUAAGCCGUGGGGUCUUUCGUACGGUGCCGGCUGGGGAUACCACGGGCUGGCGGCCCGCUCGGUCGUUCCAGUGGAGAAGCAGAUUGCGGCCACUCCCGGAUCGUUGGACAUCUCGCCGGUGCCAGUUGGGGGUGAGCGAUUCGUUGGAUAUUGAGGAAAUGUUGAAAGGGACUACUGAAUUGGCGUGGAUUACUGGCAGUAUUAAAAUGGAUUAAGUAUUUUUUUUAAAUAAAGUUGUUUCACAACAUCAA